GCAAUGUCAAGCCCGAAACUGAAAAUUUAGCCAUGAUUGAUUUGGCAUUCAGAUGUUGUGUUUUAGCGUUUUCCGAGUCAAAAUAAUUCAUUAAUCGGAUAAAAGAAAUUAUAAAAACUGCUAAUCUCAAGAUCAUCUAUACCUAAUGAGACCAUUUAUUUUUUGAAUCAUAGCGGGAUUUCGAUUCAUGUAUGUCAAUUAGUAGGUUCAAUUCACGGGAUUUAAAAGUGGAGAGCGGAAGAAGUGUCAGCGUGAUUACUGUUUAAAAGCAAUUUGUUUGUCGGAAGCGGCUGAAAUGCCGCUCUUGAGACCAUCCCAAUACCGUUAGACAUAAAACCAAUGUAAAAAACGGAUAUUUAUCCAUCAGCUAGAUCGAAUUAACCAAGCAAUCAACGAAAGUAUACGAACAUUAUAAAUCGAGUGAAAAAUACGAACUGAGCAAAGGGUGAAAAAGGAAAGUGAAAGUGAUUGAGUGAACGUCCGCGGGUCUAGAGGCACCCUCAUUCAAAUGGACAGUGCGCGAGAGGUGAGGGGAUAAGACAUCUCGCCCUUCUGCCGCUGGCAUGACGAAAAAUAAGCAACACAAGUUUCCACUCAGGAAUGAAUUCGCUACUAUCAGCAGGAGGUUCAAGAAAAAGGAGAAGCUGAAAAGAGAGGUCCGUACAGUAACUCUGCAAAAAGGCGGUUCCGGUCUAGGAUUCAACAUCGUAGGCGGUGAAGAUGGAGAGGGUAUCUUCAUCUCAUUCAUCUUGGCCGGAGGUCCAGCGGACCUCAGCGGAGAGCUGCGCCGAGGUGACCAGAUCCUCAGCGUCAAUGGCGUCAAUCUUAGGAAUGCCACCCAUGAGGAGGCCGCCAUGGCUCUUAAGGGUACCAACCAAACCGUAACAGUUGUUGUACAAUACAAACCAGAAGAAUACAAUCGCUUUGAAGCAAAAAUCCAUGACCUGAAACAGCAGAUGGCCCACCCAGUUACGGGGGGAACGUUGAUUAGAACUUCACAAAAAAGGACGCUUUACGUCAGAGCCCUCUUCGAUUAUGACCCUUUAAAAGACGACGGCCUACCGUCCCGCGGCCUAGCUUUCCAUCACGGUGACAUUUUGCACGUGACCAACGCGGGCGACGAUGAAUGGUGGCAGGCUCGCAGGGUGCUGGCCAACGGAGAGGAACCUGUUGUGGGCAUAGUGCCCUCAAAGCGAAGAUGGGAACGGAAACAGCGCGCUAGAGACAGAAGCGUCAAGUUCCAAGGACAUGCGGCUGGGGCGAACGUACUAGAGAAGACUCCAGCUCAUUCUUCAGAAACGCUCUCUCGUCAAUCUACGCUAGACAGGAAAAAGAAGAACUUUUCGUUCAGUAGGAAAUUCCCAUUCAUGAAGAGCAAAGAUGACAAAUCUGAAGACGGAUCUGACCAGGAACAAUCUCCCGACCAAGUUAACUCUAACGAUACCGAAAAACCACCUCCUCAGUCAUUCAUGUUAUGUUACACACAAGAGGAUGCAAAUACUGAAGGUGAAAUAUUGUAUCGUGUCGAACUACCGUACAUGGAAGAAAUAACGCUAAUUUAUUUGGAAGACGACCCUAGCAAUGAAGAGAAUGUUCUUUCAUAUGAACCAGUGCAGCAAGUUCAUAUAAAUUACUCUAGACCUGUCAUUAUAUUGGGUCCAUUGAAGGAUCGUAUCAAUGACGAUCUAAUUUCGGAAUUUCCUGAUAAGUUUGGAAGCUGUGUUCCUCAUACCACGAGGCCGAAAAGGGAAUAUGAAGUAGACGGGAGAGACUACCACUUCGUAGCAUCACGGGAGCAAAUGGAACGCGACAUUCAGAACCAUUUGUUCAUUGAGGCUGGACAGUACAAUGAGAACCUGUACGGUACAUCAGUUGCUUCAGUUCGAGAAGUUGCUGAAAAGGGGAAACAUUGUAUACUGGAUGUUAGUGGCAACGCAAUAAAACGAUUGCAAGUGGCGCAAUUGUAUCCUAUUGCAAUAUUCAUCAAACCGAAAUCUGUCGAAUCAAUAAUUGAAAUGAAUAAGAGGAUAACAGAUGAGCAGGCCAAGAAGACUUACGAAAGAGCUCUGAAGAUGGAACAGGAGUUUGGAGAAUAUUUCACAGCCGUCAUAGAAGGCGAUACGCCCGAAGAGAUCUACAACCAAGUGAAAGAAGUAAUCAAGGAGCAAUCCGGCCCAUCCAUCUGGGUCCCGACCAAAGAGAAGCUGUGACCCUCGGUGCCGCCGGUGUGGACGCUGCCCGCCCGGGCGCCCCAGAGGCUCCAUUAGUCGCCGCUAGACGGCGCUGCUGACGGCGAUCGCACACCAUAGAUUCCCAUAUCGCAGCCUCCAAUGCGGCCACGGCUCUCAGUGCAAACGAUACACAAUCUGAUUGGUGGUAGAAAUUUUUUGAAUGGUGACGUUACUUGAACCUGUACUUGAAAUAUCUCGAAUAUACGUGCGUUGUGCAUUCGAAUAAAAAUAGAAAUUUUGCGCAAAGCAUUCAACUUAUCAUUUCUGCCACCCACUAUUAAGUUUGUGUCAAUAAAACAUGAAAGUUUGUUUCCAUGUGAAUUGUUAAAGAGAAGAGUGGGUGCAAAUUCGGGCACUGAAUGCUUUAUCCACAAAAAAACAUCACUUAAAAGGGACAAAAGGUAUGUCGUAACUUCUGUAUCAAAUAAAUACCAUACAAAAGAUUUUAACUAACCAUAACCUACUGUUUGCAUUUAGAUAAUCAUGAAUCGUUGCUUACGACGUAAGUGCCACCUUUUCAUAAUUGCUGGUAAAUGUAAGGUAUGGUCUAUAGUCAUAGAAGUACUUGUCCAUACCAUAUUAUAUUGUCACCAAUGGAUGCACUUGCUGAAAUAGUAAUCCGUAGAUACGCAACAAUAGUCAUUCGGUUACAAAAAAAACAGAGUGUCUCCAUGCCACCCAAGUAUGCCAUGUGGCAGCGUUGCACUACAGACAGCGCAACGUUCCUAUUUUGCAUAUUUGGCGUUGUUGAUGCGAUCUCGUUUAAUAAUGCGUUUUCCAGAAUAACAUGUAAAUCUCUCGUGUGCAAAAAACGCCAUGAGUUCUUAGAGGGCAGAACGUUUAUAUCGAGGAUUUCUGCCUAGGAUUAAGGUUCAAAAUUCCGGAUAUAAACACUCGGAAUCACUAUCUUAACAGGAUAAGCCAUGCCUCCAAAUAAGUAGAAUUGGAUUAAGAUUUGGAUUUGUAUUUACCAAUAUGAACACUUGAUCUGAUUUUAGAAAUUCUGUGGGCAGUCACUAAAGCAAGUCAAAGAUUAAAAGUACGACAUGAACGCCUCAUAUUUGAGAUUAUCUAAAUUCUAAUCAAAUCUUGAUCCGAUUCCAUAUAAACUUAGUGAAAAUAUUCUAUACGGUCUCAUAUGGAGAUACUGGAAAUCGAUUUUUCUGCAAUGAGUCGAUCCAGGGGCGAAUGGAAACCCAACUGGUUAUUAAGAUGUCAAAAUUUCGUUGAAUUAUUCAGUCUCUUUCAGAAAAACCGAUUUUUAGUAGCGUCCUUCACGAGUCUGUAUCCACGUGAGGGAGCCCCAUUGGGAUAUUUUUUAUAGGAACUUAGUUAUUUUUUGUGCUUUAUUUGCAUAUUCUGUAGAAACUACGCGUAGAAGGUAUUCAGUUUAGCAUGUACAUCCUUAUUUUAGGCUGAUUAUAAUAUCCAGUUGACAUGGACAUACGAGUAUUACAUUCGCUUUGUAGACAGUCAGGUACGUACCAAAGUACUGGUGAAACUUAUUAUUAGAUAGAAGCUUGUACUUUUGAAGGUGUAUCGUUUGUACCGAGAUAUUCUGCAUCAGUGAUAGUGCUGCUGCUUGCAAAAACCAGCUCAUCUUGAUAACGUAAAUAUACAUGAUGAUACUAUGCUCUCAUUUUGUUGUAUCUCAGAGGGCUUGGCAAGCUGGGUGGGGCUUUUAUAUGUUUAUCUCUGUCGAAAAUGAAUUGUAACAGACGCGGAAAUUGAUUUAUGGAUUUCAACGAUUAUCUACAUCAGAUUAUAUCUAAAACUGGAGAUGCUUUCGAGUCUGAAAAACUGAUAUUUUUAUGGGUUUUGGAAUGUCAUAUAUAUUUACCUCUCAGGCUACCUAGAUGGCUGCGAAAUCAAUGGAAUAAUUGUUCCACAGCAAGAGCGCAUUUAUGCACACGUUUUAUAUUGCGCAACACCGUCAUUUGCCAAUGUUCGAUAUACAAGGUCCCUCUCCCCCCUAUAUAUUGCUUAUUCUAAAAGUUUCAAACAAGUUGUAGGGUAUUGAGAGGACAAAAUUAUGGUGGCCUUCAUCAUGAUCCCGACUACGACCUUCAAGGUCAUUUCCAAAUCAGGUGAAUAUUUUUAAAUAGAACCCUCACUUUUUCACAUCGGAAUUGAAAAGAGGAGCAAGUUUUACGUCCGAAUAAUUUCCUGUAAUGCCAUUUCAUCUUGAUUUGAAUCAAUAUCAAACACAAUUUGCUCUAGCAAAAAUGUUCCACAGCACAGUAAGUUGAAGGCCAUGAUCGACGUCAAGGUCAAGUCAAAAGAAACAUCUCAUUUUUAUAUUGGAAACGGAAGAAACAGUGAAUUUUACGUCAAAGUUGGGGUCCUGUUAUUUAAAGUCAAGAUCACAUUCUACGUUAAAUUUUCCGCAUUUUCUAUUUUCAGUAUAGAACUGAGAGGUUUCCUUUUUAAGUUCUGACUUGACCUAAUCAUAAUUUCCAACAAUACUACAACUUUUGUUUGAAUUUAUUUUACUAGAUUGUGCUGAUUUUGAAAUAUUUAGGUGGGGAGACUGAAAUGUCUUUUUCUGACUGCAUUUAGAUUGUCAAACAUUGACAAGUAACACUGUUAUGCGACACAAUACGCGUGCAUAAUGCACCUGAAAGGCGCUGACCUACAAGGUUGGCAUAAAAAUAUUAGUAAACCAGGCGGUUAAAAUAUAUAUUUUUUUCUUAUGGUUUGCAAAAUUUACGUUAUUUGACCAGGUAUAAUCAUAUUAUAGCUUAUGUUUUUAAUGUUUGACAAUAACGAUUGAUUAAAAUUCAUAUUAUAUUGGACAAAUGUAGAUCACAUUACCCCAAUGUAGCUGUAGCUACCUAUGCAAUAUAUUUAUACAUUAUAUGAUCAGAAACUCUUCUGGAUAGAAAAUAUCCCGAUCUUCGUUAGCAAAACUGUAUCAAGACAAUACAUUCAUCAGUAGUUUUCCCAUAUAUCUUAUAUAUAUGUAGAAGAACUAAUUCGUAAAGCAUAUUAUUAUAUUCGACAAACAUAAACGGUGAUUCCUUUAUAAUUAGGCUUGUAUUUAUUUAUUAUUUAUUGAUGGAAGCUGCCCUGUCCGUGCUUGCAUAACCCUAUACCCCAGUAGGUUUGGAUUGAAGAAGGAAAUAUUGAAUUUGCAAUGCUUAGUAAUUUGAUGGAUUUUAGCACGUAUCAAGAGGGAAAGAACAAUAAAUACAAAAGUAAUUUGCCUAGAAUUUCUCCUUGGAUGUGAUUUUGGAUUUUUCAGCUUAUUUGAAGUGCGAUAACUUGUGGAUUUGAUAUUUUUCCUGCUUCUGGAAUUCUUUUUAUUUUCUUGUGUAGUUCAUUGAGAUUUAUAUCACAUGUUAACUUCAAAGUCCAAAAAUAUAUGACCUAGUGAUCACCAAAUAAAUUAUUUUUUCAUAUGAGUGGAGUUUUUCUAUUAUACUAGCUGUCCGUAUCACGUGGCAUCCAUCAGAAUCUAUAGUCUGACGGAGGGUCAGCAUCAUUUCGCGGUAUCGCUUGGCAGUAAAGCUAUAGGUACUGUCGUGAUCUGACGUAAUACCACGCUAUAACAACGGAUGUUUGCAGUAUUGCGGGCGACUUUCCUCUAUCAUGCAGUCUACCAGGAAGAAAAUCAUCUUCGGUGCUGCCCUUGACGAGCUCCUGUAUACGCGAGCAAUAUUAGUAAUAUAUAUAGAAUUUCAUUAUAUCAUUGCAGAUCUAAAGAUUAAAUUUAUGCAUCUCAACAUGAAAUGGAACGACCUUGAGUUCCAAGUGUUGUGAGACUUUUAAACCGUAAUUUUAAUACAGCUUAUAAGAAAUCCAUUUGGUUACUAGCAAUAUCAAAGUUCAAACCUCGGUAACUUCUGGGCAAAAGUAGUUAUAGACGGUAUAUCAAUAAUAAUUCCAUUUCGCUCUGCCCAAGCUGCCUUUGUCCACCUGAGUUUGUUAUUGACAAAUACACAAGUAGUAUUAAGGAAGACAUCUUGUUAGAUUAUUAGUGAGGAUAUAUUAAAGCCUUGACUUUUAUCACCCCGUAAGAAGCUUGUAUAGAUGUGGAUAACUUUUUUCUCCGAGCCCCGAGUUUUUGCACUUGUGUUUAACUAAUUAAGUAUAUAGUCAAAUUUUGAAACCUUUAUAUAUAAUAUUCAAUUGUUAUCUGACUUAGCUAGUUUUAUUCAAUGUUUUUGUAGUGUAUGUAAAUUUACAUUUUAAAUGGAUAAUUUAAGAUAAAAGGAAAUUUGUAUAUACACAAAUUAUUAUCUGUGUAGCAUAUAUUUGACAGAAAUAUGUUGUUAUUCGAAAAAGUUGUCACCUAACUUAUUUCAGUUAAUAAAAGAAGUUUUACUAAAUAUGUAA
Acanthoscelides obtectus is the source of this 6569-nucleotide messenger RNA. NCBI's taxonomy places the organism in Eukaryota, Metazoa, Arthropoda, Insecta, Coleoptera, Chrysomelidae. The record is from the annotation of a GenBank genome assembly.